CGGGUGUCGCAGUCUUCGGGAGGCUCUGCUGCAGCACCAUGACCGACGCUACGUCCAAGCUGGAUCUCUGCGUCCGCUCCUUGAAAUCACUCUCAAGAAACCUCUCAACCAAGUCACCAUCUCAUGUUGCCGACCUCUACUCGGCUACUGUUGGCCUCCUUUGCCAUUUGAAGGUCGAUCAGACGACGUUGCAUGCCGCAUGGCAUGAAAAUCCAGAAGCACCAUGCCCGUCCCCGAAACAAAUCCCGGCAAUCACAGCCGUCAUGCAAGAUCCCGCUCUAUUUGAUGCCCUCGUUGGUUGUCUGAAAGCUUCGGGUACUGGCAUCGCGUCUGGGGGAGACAAUGAUGGUGGAAGCCGUCUUGGUCAUCACCAUCAUGGCGCCGGAAGCAUCCUUUUGAACAGUCGAAAAAGAGCCAACUCUGUUUCGUCCGAUGACAUACUUUCCGCCAAAGUGAUGAAACUUUCACAUUCGCCUUUGCCAUCCACGGCUUCUCGAAUGUACCAACACAGAAACCAGGCUGCUGCUUCGGAUGCUGGCGCCAACAGCGAGUACAGUCCCAAGUUCAACGUUCCCGUCGCGGCGGCUACGAUCCUCUACCUGAGCUUUUCACAUCUAGACCAUUGGCCUGUGCCCUUGGUCAAAGCAUAUGCCGAAGAUUGCUUUGGGCCCAGGCUUUGGGUGGACGAUGAGAAAUGCAAGCUUUUGGUAGAGAACUUGAGACUUGUUCACAAAGUUAAAAGUGAUCCCGCCACGACUACUUCGACCGAUGUCGACAUGGAAGACGCGACCCUCGUGCAAGAGGCGUCCAAAGUCGCCGACUCCUACAGCAAGAUUCUUGACUUUAUCAUCGAGGAUGAGGCCGAAAAUGACAUGACCUCGCCCUCCCAACAGCAACCUCGCCGAGGUAGUUUGUCAUCUGUGGCGUCGUCGCAAGGGCCCUCCACCACCACCGGUACAAGCACGAAUAAUAAUAGCAAUAGUUCCUUUCGAAGGUCGAAUUCUCGAGAUGAAACAGAGUCGACUGGCGGUGAGCAAAAGAAGACCAAGAAGAAACUGACCAAAGCCAAGGCAAAGGCAGCAAAAGCCAAAAAAUCAAGUGGCGAUGAUGGCUCGUCGUCGUCGGGCGAAGAGGUCGAAGAAGUUAUCGUGACGACCAAGUCCGGCGGGGACGACUCGGUGGCUCCGUCGCCAGCGAAGAAAGGAUCCAAAGGCAGAGCAAGGUCUCCUGUCAGCCCUCGGAUGGACGAGAGCCCGUCGCCUGCAAGGUCAAAGCGGCGGCUGUACCCUGUGGCGCAACAAAAACUAAAUCUGGAGCGCGUGAGGGGGCGAUUCUUUGGUGUAAACCGACAACAGUCACAUGGUGCUAUAACCUCCGCACUGUCAGAAAGGCUUGAUGCCAAAGCAAAGCAGAACUCUGCCCUCCUUCAAGCACUACAUUUGUUUACGGGGGUCGCUGGUGUGAGGAGCCUUGUAGCAGGAAACCUGGAAAAGUGGUUGCAGUCGCCUGGUCUCUCCGGCCUGGCCCGGACACUGUUCACCUCCACCGUGAAGCAGAUCGAGAACGUCGACCCACCCAAAAAAGCAGAUCUCGAAGCAAUCCAUAAAGUGCUUGAUAUGCGUCUAAAAACCAACCAGCUUUCCGCGCAUGUCGAAAACAUCACUGCAAUGGCAUCAACCGUCAAGUCAGGGACCGUCGCGCGCCAAAUGUACCACCAGCUGCUGUCGGAAGUGCUGUCGACCAUGGAAAGAGGAGCUGACGGGUCUGGCUCUGAUCGUCUCAAAAUGGUGGGAGCAGUUUACUCGGCGGUACCAAAGGAUCUUUCUGCCGAUGGGAUUGCUGCUUCUCUGUUGAUGAUAAUGGGCAAAUCCAAGGGGGCCGGUUUGGAUCGGACGAAGGCAGAGCGCAAGCAGCGCGCGAAGCACCUGAAACAUCUGCUGCAACUCAUAGCAAAGCAGCUUGGAGCAUCGUUUGAUAUAUGCAAACUGAUUGAAGCAUUUCUUUCGUACAAUGUGAAAGACGCUUCAUGGUCUGUUGAAGAUGAAGAAGAUCGAGCACGUGUCAUGUUCCAAUGUGUCCUUCUGCUGGUUCCGCCAUUGCCAAAAGAGAGCAGUAGACAUCCAACAAAGACGAAUCGCAAAGGGGUGGCAUUAUCGGACACGGAAGCUCAAACUCUGAAGAAAAAGUUGACAACGGCUCGCCAGCUCAUUUUGACUUGGUUCUGUUCGGACUACGGGCCUUUGUUUGGGACUGGAACGAACGUGUCUAGUGAUGGGAAGGUGGGAGCAGGCUUUCCGGACUAUCGAAGCGCCCUCGGAGGGGUCGAUGGCAAGACGGGUAGGCCCAGAUGGCUGAACACUGCUCGGUGUCUCCUGUUCAUGGAAAAUGGAGAAUCCAAAGUAAUGCAAAAGUUCCUUCGUGGAUCCGAUGCGAUUGAAGAGAAUGAUGUUUCUUGGUAUGAUGAAAGGCAACGGAUCAACAGAUGUUUCGAAUAUGGCUGUGAUUUCGACGAUGCGAUGAUGUGGAUCGUUUUGAAGUCAGCAUCACUCGAAGAUGGUGGAAUAAGCUCGCAGAUUGCUUUGACUCUCUUGGAGCACUUGUUUGAAUGUUGCAGCGUCCAACGCCGCGGCUCGCUCAACAUUACUGACAUGAUGUUGGCAUGGGAAAUGUACUCCCUGGUGGUCUACGAGCCACCGGAGACAGUCACCAUUCGACGCGAAACCACUGGAGCAGCCAGGGAUGCACCCGGAUCCAAGUUUGAUGAUGCAGAAGACAUGAACGGCGACAAUUCGAAGCAGGAUGGAUUGGUAGUCGUGUCGACUGGAGACCUUGAUUUACCUCAGCUUGCAUACCCGGGAAUGUGGUGGCGCGUGACCAUUUUAGCGCUAGUGAUGUGUGGAGUUGCGCCACAGCAGAUUGGAGCUACAAUUUGGGAGGAGCACCCAACAUUGAGAGCUAUGAUCAAGAUGGUUAUAUCUUCUCGCUAUCGUUUUCCUACAGUUGACUGCGACGAAAAUGAUAGAACGGACAUGAAGAAACAAGAGCAGCAAAUGAGGGAUGAGGAGUCCAGAAUUGCUGAAGCACUUUUUCUUCCUCCGCGGCCCGUGACAAGCAAGGACCCCGAGACCAACAAAGAAAGUCACGGUAGGUCAAGAAUAUCGGCGAGACAGCAACAGAAACGCGAACGAGCCCUGAAGAAAAAGCGUGAGAAAGAGGCCGCAGAAGCUUUGAUGGAGGAGAAUAAGCGGAAGAAACAAUUACGUGCCGCGCAGAAAACAAUCAUCUUGUGGGACCCUACGAGCACUGCACGCAAGCCCCCGCGAGAAGCCGCUGAGCUUCUGGUGUCAGUGGAGUCUCAUUUUGCGCUCUCAAAGAUCUUUCAACAAUCCGUCGAACCUGAUUUUCUUCUCAUGACGAUUGGCAAGACCACUCGCGGAGCCAUCGAACGUGCAUAUGACUGGUUAAUUCCUAUCAUCUCUACGAUGCCGAAAACAAUCGCCCGCCUUCACGCAAGCGCAUCAUGCGUGUUGUUGCUUCGUGCCUACGGGACAGAGGGCGACGAGAGAGCACAACUCAAACAGUUGUCUGCACCCCUACUGCAUCACGUAAACGAGUCGCUCACAGGUCGAUUCGGCCAGGCGGAUGCUUCAAGAGCCUUCGAUUUGCUGAUGUCAGACGUGGCGAGUAGUAAUCCUGACCGUCGUCGAUGCGCAAGGAGGGUCCUCUUUGAUUCGAUCGGGCAGCUGGAUUCAACCAGUGGCGAAAAACGGUCUUCGUGGAUGUUGAAUAUUCUGAAGUUAGACCAUGCUGCUAUCCUUGUAGGAGAUGCAAUCAAGCAUAUGUCGACGGCGAUUGUGUUUGAACGAGGGGAAGUGCUGCGGAACUUGCUUCUGGCUUUGGAUGAAUUAAUCGCAUUUGCAAAGAAAAACGAGAUCGAGGGAAACUGGGACUUUGCGUCGGUCUUCAUUUUGCUGAUAUCGAGACGUCCGAGUGUUUGUGCGGAGGCUUUGGACAGAUUUAGUGAGAUUCGGACCCUUGGUGUGAAGACAGUUUACGAAGCAUUCCAGAAGUGUAUCAAAGCCUCGUCAGAUGUCGAAAGCGGGAAUGACAUUGCCAUCACGCUUUGCGGCGAGCCUAAGACGGACACAAUGCUUUCCCUCCCCCUGCUUCAGGCAGCUUCGGUGCUGCUGAGUAUUUGGAAAGAAACAAAUGGUGCAGCCACGAAAGAAGAGGAUGGUGCCAACGCAAGCAGUAGCUCCAAGGAAGACGAAUCAGAGGCAGCUGGGUUUGUAUCAAGUCUCAUGAACAUGUUGCUUCGCCCGAUCGACACAGGCGAAAGCUCGCAAGGGCCCAGUGAUAGUUCCGAGGAAGGUCUCGCAAGCGCCAAAAUUAUGGAGUCGGGGUCAAGCGCAGUAUCGGUAGAAUCGUGGAUCAUGCUUGCGAAAGCAAGGAGCGACACAAUUGCCAGGCGAGCUGCGCUUACCGCCCCGACUGGUUUUUUGCCCCGCUUGCUUCUUUGCUCGGGGCUCCCUAGGGCUUCUCUCUUGACAAUGCUUGAUAGGCUCGGAAAGCUGGGCGACGCGUCCAACGAGAAGAAGGCCGUGUUUCAUCGACUGUUGAUCCCAUCGGCCACCAGCGAAUGGGACAUUGGGAGACUUGGCCAACGCCGAGAAGUGGCAAGGAAGUUGCUUGGUCGAUUGUCCGCCUACCUUAGAUUGAACAACAUUGAAAUCGACAACUCGGGAAUCUCAACAUCUUUUCUGGAUUGGUUGUCAGAAGAGUGUUCAAGCAACGAAAAACCAAAAAAGAAACAGAAGCACAAGUCCAAAACCGCAACAACAGGGAUGCUAUUGGGAGCCUCGUCUCUCCUGCAAUCGAUGAGUGGGCCCGACUAUGUUCAAGCCACCGACUUUUCGGCUGGCGACGAAGUAGACUUCGACUUGGAGAACUUCCGAACGUGGGAUGAACCAGGAGGGGGCGGAGAUAUCAAGGGUGCGGCUGCAAAGGGCAAGCUCAAAAAGGCAUUCGAGAACAAUCGGCCCGACCUGUUGGAGCUGGUGUUCCGAGAGCAAGCGGCGUCGCAGCAAGCAGAGAAGAAGCCAAAUCUCGUUCUGGCAAUCGUGGGACUGCAAACCUUUCUCAGUCUCGAACACCAGCAAGAUGCUGUGAAAAGGAUCGUUUUGAACUAUGUUCCAAAGCUGUCGAGUUUGUCCGGAUCGCCAGAGUUGUGGAAAACGAUCUUUUCGAUUCAAGAAGGAGUGGCUAGCGAGAUGCUGGACGCCCUCCUCUCUCGAUGCAUGGCAUCAUGGUGUGUCGAUCACAUUAGUGCUUGCUGCGAUUGGUUGUUGACCAUGAGCAAGAGCAUGGACAGAUCGAAGCAUUGCAUGAGGCGGAUUACACGGUUCUUUGUUCUCAGUUCCGGUCAAAUGUCUGUGCAUCUGGAAAGGUUUGCCUCCAAGGUCCCGGUGAGAUGUGUCAAGAAUUGGGGGAAGUCAGAAGAUUUUGUCGCGGCAUGCACAUCUAUUGCAGUCGAAGGCAUGAAGCAGGCUACUGAGGCGGGCUUUAAUUCCAGCCUUGUGAGUCGCAACUACCUGCCGGAUUGGCUGGUUUUGAUGGUUGCAUUGGCAAAAUGUGGACGAAUGCAGAUGAAGCAUAUAUGUGAAUCGAUUCUGCAACGUAUAUCCAAGCCCAAUGAACAAAUCAGUCUCCCUCUGUUACGGGCAGUUUUUCUGAGACUAUACGUUUGCAACCCACAUGGAAUGAACUUGGGAACAGCGCUGAUAAGGUCCGUCUUGAUGGAGGCUGCACAAGAGUAUUCCGUCUCUUGGGUGGAUUGGCGUUCUCCUUUAGAUGACCAACUUCAGGACAUGCUGGACACGGUGAUGAAUGGUUCUGGCCAGCGGUUGGUACGACCCCUCUCUGACUUGUCGAAGAAGCACCCAUUGUUGAUCUUGAGAAAGUGCCAUGUUAUGACACGGUUUCUUCAGAAAGAUGCUGAAGUUGGCUCCCUUGGAUCUUCGAAUCGAGAACCUCGAGGUGUGAUCCACAGCCAAAACUUGAAGCCUCUCCAGGCAGUUCUAUCUGGGAAAUCAGUCAAAGUGGACGUGAAGCAUUGGGGUUAUAGCUACAGUGAAAAGAUUUGGAUCGCGCUGUUGGACAUAUUGUGUGCUGUGCCAGGUCCUGUCCUGUUUGGUUGUGGCCUCAACAUGGGUUUUCUUGACUUUCUCCAUGCCAAUAUGCGGCUUUUGUUUGUUCAGUCUCAACUUCGAAGGACUGAACAUUCAAACAGGCUCAAAGACAAACUAAAGGAGGCUCUAGGCACAUUCCGUAAGAGCAACCGCUCUGGAUGGGAAAAGUGGCUGGUGUCGAAGGAUCAUGGACUUCCCUCUCUUGGCGAACUGAAAAAUGUCCUGAUUUGUUGCGACUUGGUCGAAGCCAAAGAAUUAGUCAAAACUUAAUCAUCCUGCUAGAGUAAAGUUUUUUAUAAGCACACUGCGCGUUGUGUUCAAACAACAAUGCCAUUUUG
Molecule: messenger RNA, 6526 nt
Organism: Seminavis robusta
Lineage: Eukaryota; Bacillariophyta; Bacillariophyceae; Naviculales; Naviculaceae
Source: the annotation of a GenBank genome assembly